UAAGGAAUCGACUCGCUUGAGAAUCGUUUGUACUUGGCAGUAGCGCCAAAUUAAAUUUUUGUUCGUGGGACGAGGAGAAGGUUUUUUCAAUGGUUUUACAGACUUUAAAAUUAUUUCCUGGUGAAAAUAUAUUGUAUUUUUGGAAUUGAGUUGCUGAACUGUUUGGAAAGGGGCCGGAAUGGAUACCGGGAGCGGAGAGCGCGUGAAAGCGCGCGUGGGAGCGCGCGUGUACAUCCCCGUGUCCAUCACCGUCAGUCUGCUGCUGGUGACGUCCACCGUCUUCUUCACCUUCACGUGUCCUUGGCUCGCUGAGAACGUGUCUCUUGCUUUCCCUCCAUGCGUCGGCAUCACAUUCCUUUUUGUCCUGGCAAAUUUCACCAUGGCAACGUUCACAGAUGCCGGCGUGCUGCCAAGGGCUACCGAGGAUGAAGAUAAGGACGAUGGCAUGCGUGCUUCUCUUUAUAAGGACGUGGAGGUCCGUGGAGUCCAGUUUCGGAUGAAGUGGUGUGCUUCCUGCAGCUUCUACAGACCCCCACGCUGCUCCCACUGUAGUGUGUGUGACCACUGUGUGGAGGACUUUGACCAUCAUUGCCCCUGGGUGAACAACUGCAUCGGGAGACGGAACUACCGUUUCUUCUUCCUCUUCCUGCUGUCUCUCAGUGUGCACAUGGUGGCCAUUUUCUCUGGGGGUCUCCUGUAUAUACUGGACCACCUAGAAGCCUUGUGGGAACUACAUGCAACCGUCACUUUGUCCAUCAUGAGCCUGUCAGGGCUGUUUUUCAUCCCUGUUAUGGGAUUGGCCUGCUUCCAUAUAGUCCUUGUGGUAGCAGGACGAACCACAAAUGAACAGGUGACUAGAAAGUUCCAAGGAGGAUCAAAUCCCUUUACACGUGGCUGCUGCGGCAAUGUGGAGUUUGUUCUGUGCAGUCCUAUCACCGCAAGAUACACCAAGAAGUUGGGAAACAAGCAGACCGUCCACAUCCAACCACCAUUCCUAACACCAGAGUCCAUCGAAAUGUCAGCCAUAAAAGUUGAAGACAAUGGGAUCCGCACUGAAAUACUUUCUGUGAAGAUGGACUGCACAGAGAACCCCCAACUCCACAUGAGUGGUUUUGCACAGGGUCUAUUUUCUGAAGCUGGAAGACAAACGGAGAAGCAGAUUCCCACCUCUACCAUGCAGUCCAGCACACUUCCCAUGAACACACUCAUUCUGAACUCCCGCUCACUCACUUUGAAACACGGCCACUCCAGAGGAGACCGAGCUCAUCAGUGUCCCGAUUCUGUGGCAUCUUCUUCCAGCCAGGGCAUCCUGAGCCUCUCCUAUGAUAGCCUCUUCAGUCCAGCACAGCGUGGGACUUUCAAAGUGAACUACCUGGCUCCUUUCCUUCCUUUAGAGCUGGGCCUGGCCAUCAGGUGCCCACCAGAUGCCCAGAAUGCGCCCUCACGUACCUGCAGCCCGGGUUUCACUGGCAUGAGCAGGCAGUCUCCUGUGCACUAUGACAGCCUUUCCAAACCUGCCAUGAGCUCUAUCCAGGAACGUCAUGAAAUGGAGGAGCGAGAAAAGCAGUCGUCUUUGCAUCCCAUUCAGGAUGUGUCUGUCUACGACACGCCCAGUGGGUACAGCUUGCCAUCUCGGAGGCCAACUCCGCCCGCCUAUGGCUCUCGAGAGUUCCUUAUGAGCAGCGCAGCGUACGGCUACGCCUCUUCGCUCCGACGGGCAUCCAGGACUUCCAGCUCAUCCAUGCAUGCCAAUAUGGCCCUUCAGAAUCGCUCGGUCUCACCCUCAGCCUGUAGAUCUCUGGAGCAUCAUGCUCAGCACUCAACCUCGUCUAUUCCCUGCCCGAUGCCCUGCUCCUCCUACACAGCGCAGAAAGCGCUGGCUUUAAUCACCACCUCAGAGAGAAAAGACUCAGGUCCGUAGUUUGAGCCCCAGAUCCUUCCAGUCUGUCUAUAUUCUUCCAGUCUGUCACAUAUUUAUAAUGUGGAAAACGUCCCAUUUAUCAUUGCUUGAUUUCACAUGCUCAUAUUGAUCCAUAUAUGUCUCAACCUUUAUACAGAUUUAUUAUAGAAUUCAACUUUUUCAUGUAUUUGUUAUCAGGAAAAAGCACAAGCUUCACUGAUAGGAUGUGAAGAACAUCUCCAUGCUGUGUGACAAAUUCAUUUUGUAGUUAGAUGUGCUUAGUUAAAUCUAAUUUGUAAUUUUGUUUGUUUUAAACAGUCCAUGAAUGUUGAGUUAAAAUGCAUUCUGUAAAUU
This is a messenger RNA of Tachysurus vachellii, 2254 nucleotides long. RefSeq names its product zinc finger DHHC-type palmitoyltransferase 8a (gene zdhhc8a). Gene Ontology annotation, biological process: protein palmitoylation. NCBI's taxonomy places the organism in Eukaryota, Metazoa, Chordata, Actinopteri, Siluriformes, Bagridae. The transcript has 8 exons. Gene Ontology annotation, molecular function: palmitoyltransferase activity. Bases 179 to 1921 code for a protein of 580 amino acids. The record is from RefSeq and is a predicted model, not a curated record.